Messenger RNA from Dermatophagoides farinae (American house dust mite), 3498 nucleotides. The record is from RefSeq and is a predicted model, not a curated record. Lineage: Eukaryota; Metazoa; Arthropoda; Arachnida; Sarcoptiformes; Pyroglyphidae.
AUGAGUGUAAUAUCAUCAUCACCAUCACCAUCACCAACACCACCACCACCACCAGCACCAGCACCACCACCACAAUCAUCAUCACCAUCUCAUCAUCAACAAUAUUCAACAAAACCAGGUGCAUUAGUUUCAGCAGCUAAAUCAUUAUUAUCUGAACAAUCGACACGUCUUUCAUUGAAACAUACAACAGAUAUUGAUCUAUUGGAUGAUUUGCGUAAUUAUCUAAAAAAUCGUUGCGCUUUAGAACGUGAUUAUGCACAAUCGUUGGCCAAAUUGAAUACAAGCUAUUCAAAACGUUCAUCAACAUUUUUAACAUUUGUUUCAAAUGAAGAUGAUAAUUCUGAUAUCAAAACAUUAUACAGUUCAUGGAGAAUAUAUCAAGAAGAAACAGAGAAACAUGCCAAAAAUCGUCAAUCACAAUUUGAACAAUUGGCAACAGUAUGUGAAACAUUGAAAACAUUACGUUCACAUAAGAUUCAGGUGGCCAAAAAAUGUUUGGACAAUUAUCUCAAAAAAAUGCACGAAGAAAUUGUCAAUUCAGUCAACGAGAUUGAUAAAACAAGAAAAUUAUAUUUUGAAGAAGAACAUUUGGCCAAACAAGCACGAGAUAAAGAAGAAAAAAUUAAAAAACGUAAAACAGGCAUAUUUGCAUCAUUUACAAAUCUACAAAAUAAAAAAGAACGUACAUCAGCACAUCGUGAAGCAAGCGAUAUACAAUCAACUCAGGCACGAAAUGAUUAUAUAAUGGCAUUAGCAGCUGGCAAUGCACAUUUUGAUCAUUAUUAUAAUCAAGAUUUAAUCAAUCUUAUGUUGACCAUCGAUGAUUAUGUAUUGGAUAAAUGUCGUGGUUAUAUGUUAAAUUUAUUAAAAGUGGAAAAAGAUUCCGCUCAAUCAUGGUAUGAUGUUAAUGAAAAGGCCACCGAUCUAGUUGAUCAUACAUCAGCUGAUUAUACAAAUUCAAUAUUUUUACGCGAUCCAAAUUCAACAUCAUUGACGGAAAUAUUAUCAUAUGAAUUUCAGGCAUGUGAUAAUGAUCCGAUCGAUACAAUUUCAUUGGAUCAUAAUGCUGAUAUUGCAUUACGUAAUGAAGGUCAAAAAUGGUUCACUUGGUUUUCUAAAGAAUGUCGCAAUCUAAAUCGUUUAUCAGCUCAAUUAGUUAAAUUACAAGCAUUGUUAUCGGAAGGUCAUAAGACUGUCGAUCUACCUGGAAGUGGACAGGUAGAUAUCGAGAAUCGUAUUGAUGAAAUCCGUCAACAGCUACGUAAAUGUGAGAUAAGUAAAUUGAAAGCAAAGGCUCGUUUACAAGCAAUUAAAGAAAGCGGCGCUGAAGUUGAAGAUUUUAUCGCAUUCGAAGCUCAAGUUGCAACCGAAAUCAAACAACAAUCGUUGGAAGUGGAUAAUUUGAAUCUAACUUCAUUGAGUCGUACACCAUCGAUGCGUUCACAUAGUGAAUUGGAAGCUAAACUUAGUUCAAAAAGUGAAUCUGAAAAUGUUUCCACCGGUGGACAUCAAACGGUACGACCUGAAUCAUCAUCAUCGAUUGAACAAUUGGAUUCGCCUGAUAGAGAACUUUUACAGAUGGGCACUAGUAUUGAAAGUACAUCACCUGCACCCACAUCUGCAGCAUAUUCAGCAGCUAAUCAAACAUCUUGGGGUGAUUAUGAUCCAACACAAGCCUGGGAUAAUGAACCAUCUGUACCAACCGCUGCUACUACUACCGUAAGUAAUGCCUAUAAUGGAAUUAAUGAAGAUGGACAACAACAACAACAACAAACAGCCGAUGAAUAUCGACAACAAUCGACGGAUUUAAAUGAUGAUCGAAUGGAUAAUGAUAGUUAUCAGCAACAUAAUACUCAGGAAAAUUUCUAUGAUGAUUUCAAUCAACAACAACAACAAGAUCAACCAAUGGCCGACGGAUUUGCAUUGAUUGGCAAACAAUGUUUUGUUCUAUACAGUUAUACUGCCCAAAAUGAUGAUGAGCUCACCAUUAUUGAACAGGAGAUUCUUAAUGUUGUGAAUGCAGCCGAUAAAGAUUGGGUCCAGGCACAAAAUAAAGACGGUCAAUACGGUUAUGUUCCGGCAUCAUAUCUACAAGAAGUGUCUAUGAAUGAACAUUAUGAUACAGCAACGUCCGAUAUACAAGCCACAAUGCCAAAUGAUAUAUCAACGUACAAUGAAAAUAAUGAUGAACAACAAUAUCCGAUUACUCCAGCCAAUAAUCAAUGGACCAUUGAUGAACCACCAUCUAAUACAAUAUCAUCAUUAGCACAACAACAACAACAAUCAGAAAUCAAUAUUCAACAAGCUUCAUUAACAAUUUCACAAAAUGAUAAUAAACAAAUGGAACAAUCAAAUGAACAAACCAUAAAUAAUGAUGAUGAUGAUAAUGAACAACAUGAUAUUACUUAUGUUCGAGCAUUGUAUGAUUAUAUCGCUACUAAUAGUGAAGAAAUUUCUUUUAAAUCUGGUGAUCUAAUUAAAAUUAUUGAUCAAGAUUCGGAUGAUGGUUGGUGGACAGGUCAAACUACCGAUGGCCAUGUUGGUCAUUUUCCAUCCAUGCUAGUCAGUGAAUUAGAAGAAAGUGAAGAUGAUGAUGAUGAAAAUGAUGAUGAUAAUGAUGAUGAUGAUGAUGAUGAUGACGAUAAUGGUCCAAAUGGUUUUGGUCGUCAAGUACCGUUGCCACCACCAUCGAUCGAUUUACCACCACCCAUACCGUCUUCUGUGGUCUAUGAUCAAAAUGGAUCAUCUCUAGUAGAUUCCUGUAAUAAAAAUGGAACACCAACAGACAACGAAUCUAAUGGAAUGCAACAACAACAACAACCAUUACCACCACCGCCUCAAAUGGAGAGUUGUGAUGGUGACGAUGAUGAAGAUGAAACAACACUAUCAGCAUUACCACCGCUACCGCCGCCGCCGCCACCACCACCACCAACAGAAACAAUAACGGGAUCAGUACAACCUCCUAGCUUCGCACCGCCACCAAAACCAAUGCAGUUAAUGGCACCUCAAGCAGUAGUUAUUAUACAACCUACACCUGAAAUUGAAUCUAGACCUGCUAUCGGCACUGAAUCGUCAUCAUCAUUAUUGCCAUCUGAAAAUGAAAAUUAUGCCGACCAAAUAAACAUAGAUCAUCGACGAAGUAAUACCGGUGGUGAAGACAUGGAUCAAAAAAAUGAUCAACAACAACAACAAUCUAGUGUUUGUGUAUCAAUGGCUAUAGCGGCACAUGAAAUAUCUGAAACUAUCACACAACAAGCAAUCGAUGAUUCAAUGCUUGAAUUAGAAAGACGACGUAGUUCGGCAACAAGCUCAAAUCAAGAUCCGGUAACAACCACAACUGCUUCACAAUCAUCGAUUGAUGUCGAUUGUACAACAACAACAACAACAACACAAAUGAAUGGAAUGAUUGUCGUUACUAAUGGUGAAAUAUCUCACGAUGAUGAUGACGAUGAUCAUCAUCAUGAUGAAGAUAUGAAAUAAAAUGUGUAGCCAAAUAUG